UCUUCUCUUCCCCUCACCCUUCCACUCCUCUCGCAAAACCCCUCCCAAUCUAAACCCUCGCCACCGCAAUGGCGAUGGCCGCCGCCGGGCGGUGCCUCCUCCUCUCCCGCCCCUCCCCUCUCCGCCUCCGCAUCCUCCGCGCCGCCCUCUCCACCGCCGUCCCCCCUUCCUCCCCCGCCCUCGCCGCCCCCGCGCCCCCUCCCCGCCACGAGCUCCUCCUCGAGCGCCUCCGCCUCCGCCACCUCAAGGACUCGUCGUCCCCCGGGCCCCCGAAGCCGCUGAGGGAGAGGGCCAGAGGCGGGGAGAGGGGCUCGCAGCAGCAGCAGCAGCAGAGGAGCGUUGAGGUGGAGAGCUUCGAGGAGCUCGGGCUCGAGGAGGAGGUGCUGGCCGCGAUGCGGGAGGCGGGCAUCACGAAGCCCACCGAGAUCCAGUGCGUCGGCGUGCCCGCCGUGCUCUCCGGCACCAGUGUCGUGCUUGGAUCGCACACCGGCUCCGGGAAGACGCUCGCCUACUUGCUCCCUCUCGUUCAGCUACUGCGUCAUGAUGAAGCGACGCUGGGUAUGUCAAUGAAGCCAAGGCGGCCAAGAGCUGUAGUUUUAUGCCCAACAAGGGAGCUGACCGAGCAGGUCUUCCGUGUUGCAAAGUCCAUAAGUCAUCAUGCACGUUUUCGGUCAACGAUGGUUAGUGGAGGCACCCGUCUAAAACCCCAGGAAGAUUCUUUGAACAUGCCUGUUGACAUGGUUGUUGGGACACCUGGAAGGAUCCUAGAUCAUAUAAAGGAGGGCAAUAUCGUUUACGGCGACAUCAAAUAUCUGGUUCUGGAUGAGGCAGAUACAAUGUUUGACCAAGGGUUUGGAGAAGACAUACGGAAGUUUCUUGCUCCUUUGAAGAAUCGUUCUUCAAAGCCUGGCGAUCAAGGGUUCCAAACCAUAUUGGUGUCUGCUACCAUGACCAAGGGAGUACAAAAGCUGAUCGAUGAGGAGUUUGAAGGUAUUGAGCACUUACGGACAUCAACCUUUCAAAAGAGAAUUGCAACUGCACGACAUGACUUCAUCAAACUUUCUGGUUCAGAAAACAAACUCGAGGCUCUCCUGCAGGUUCUUGAGCCAAGCUUAGCAAAAGGAAACAAAGUUAUGGUGUUUUGCAACACUUUGAAUUCAAGUCGUGCAGUGGACCAUUUUCUUACUGAAAAUCAUAUAUCUACUGUGAACUACCACGGAGAGGUCCCUGCGGAGGAGAGAGUUGAGAACCUAAACAAGUUCCGGAAUGAAGAGGGUGAUUGCCCAACAUUAGUCUGCACUGAUCUGGCAGCUAGAGGGCUAGACUUGGAGGUUGACCAUGUCAUCAUGUUUGACUUCCCAAAAAACUCUAUUGAUUAUCUCCACCGAACAGGGAGAACAGCACGUAUGGGAGCCAAAGGGAAAGUUACAAGCCUUAUCGCAAAGAAAGAUGUGGGUUUAGCAACAAGGAUCGAAGACGCUAUGAAGAAAAACGAGAGCUUAGAAUCGUUGACUACUAGCAAUGUCAGGAGGGAUUCUGCCAACCCUCAAAAGCCAAGCAUCAAAGGAAGGACUUCUGCAAGGUCGGCAAGGAGUUCAGAUGCUCCGAGGGUUGCUAGCCAGAAGGGUAACAAAAGGGGGGUCACAAUGUCGAGAAGGCCGCCAAAGGUCGCCAUCAAGGACACAACUUCGACGAGAAAGCGCUCGUCGACAAAGAGCCAGCCAUCUUCGUCCAGGAAGCACUCGCCGUCUAAGAACCCGCCGAAGGCCAGGCCUGCAGAGGCCGGAAAGGCCAAGCCGGUGAGAGCUGGUAGCAGCAAGGGCGGCGCGAAGGUCGGGAAGAGCAGCAGAGCCAGACCGGAGGGCGGGAAGGGGGAUGCUGUGAAUAAGGUGGGAAGUAAGCUGAGCGUGGUUGGGUUCAGAGGGCGCAGCACCGGGAAGUCAGCGCAGGCUUCAUGAUAAUCGCUCAAGAUAUUUGAUCCUGUAACCUGUAAAUAUCAGUGACUUGCUUUUUUGCCAAUUUUUGCGCUUUUCGGCUUACAAUUUUGAUAAACUUUUUUAAAUGAGAAAAGGGAACAGUUGAGAUCUUACCACGACAUCUAUAAUAAAAAAGUUUGUUUGUAUUUUUA
Molecule: messenger RNA, 2128 nt
Organism: Hordeum vulgare subsp. vulgare (domesticated barley)
Lineage: Eukaryota; Viridiplantae; Streptophyta; Magnoliopsida; Poales; Poaceae
Product: DEAD-box ATP-dependent RNA helicase 39
Exons: 9
Coding region: 69-1958 (629 amino acids)
Molecular function (GO): RNA helicase activity; ATP binding; nucleic acid binding
Source: RefSeq, a predicted model, not a curated record